GGACGAACAAACACAACACUGUCAAACUGAUACAUACGGAAAAUGACAAGUCACGGUGUCCCAAGGAUUGCAGCGGCAACAGUCCGGACAGAACAGCAACGUCAGGACGAGAUAGCCAAGAUCGAAAAGUACCAGGCCUUAGUUGACUUGAUUGAGAUGAAGAUACAAGAGCGCCAGUAUACAUCAGAAGUCCUCGACUUAACCUCGAAACUGCUCACAAAGAACCCCGAAUACUACACAAUAUGGAACGUGCGCAGACGCUUAUUAACCUCUGGACUCUUUUCCAAAUCGUCGGAUGGGCCAUCGCCCUCGACUCAGCAGCCCUCUACUUCACAAGCCAAAACUACGAGUUCGCCCUCCGAAAAGUUACCCUCUUCUACCUCCACUUCCAACGCGGUCUCCAACGAGACCCCGCAGUCCCCACCCCCCCAGAAUCCUGGGAGCAAUGGUACAACUCUUGAGCUUAUUAAAGACGAUUUAUCAUUCCUCGUGCCGUUGCUGAAGCAAUGGCCGAAAUGCUACUGGAUAUGGAACUAUCGGAUAUGGCUGCUCCAACAAGCUACCUUGAGAUUAGACGUACCAGUUGCGCGGAGGUUAUGGGAAGAAGAGCUGGGACUUUGCAACUACAUGCUGGUACGAGAUAGCCGGAAUUUCCAUGGCUGGGGGUAUCGCCGAAUGGUAGUGGAGAAGCUCGAGAGCCCAUCAUUGAACGGGAAGAGCUUGGUGGAAGAGGAGUUUGCAUACACCACCAAGAUGGUAAAUACCAACCUAUCCAACUUUUCGGCAUGGCACAAUCGAAGCCAGCUUAUACCGCGGCUACUCGAUGAGCGGAAUGCAAGUGAUGAAGCACGUAAGGAGUUUUUGGACGAAGAAUUUGAUACAAUGCGUAAUGCUCUCUGGACUGAUGCUAGUGACCAAUCCCUCUGGUUCUAUCAUCAAUUCCUUAUGGUUACUCUGCUGGAUCGUACUGUAUCUAUCUUGCCAAAUUUCACCACAGAGCAACGUAUCGACUACGCUAACUCCCAGAUAAACGGUUUAAAAGAAAUGCUGGAUGGUGCCGAGGACUGUAAAUGGAUUUACAAUGGGUUAUACGAGUAUACACUGGCAAUAUGUCGUACGUGCGAACGCCAGCUAACAGCAGAUGAGUUGCAAGAUUUAAAGUUAUGGCUAGGCGAGUUGAAGAAACUGGACCCAGUGAGGAGGGGGAGAUGGGAAGAGCAGGAAAGAUCUCUGUACCAUUAAUAUUAUGAAAUAAUUCAAGUAAUUCAAGGGUAGAUUGACAAGAG
Pseudogymnoascus destructans is the source of this 1286-nucleotide messenger RNA. It is a transcript of the gene BET4, whose product is annotated as Rab geranylgeranyltransferase. Gene Ontology annotation, molecular function: Rab geranylgeranyltransferase activity. Lineage: Eukaryota; Fungi; Ascomycota; Leotiomycetes; Thelebolales; Thelebolaceae. The record is from RefSeq and is a predicted model, not a curated record. The transcript is spliced from 4 exons. Gene Ontology annotation, cellular component: cytoplasm; Rab-protein geranylgeranyltransferase complex. Bases 43 to 1242 code for a protein of 399 amino acids. Gene Ontology annotation, biological process: protein geranylgeranylation.